Molecule: messenger RNA, 4006 nt
Organism: Hyla sarda
Lineage: Eukaryota; Metazoa; Chordata; Amphibia; Anura; Hylidae
Gene: CLCC1
Product: chloride channel CLIC like 1
Exons: 15
Coding region: 97-3048 (983 amino acids)
Cellular component (GO): endoplasmic reticulum; membrane
Molecular function (GO): chloride channel activity
Source: RefSeq, a predicted model, not a curated record
GACGUCACGGGUGGCCCGCUCCUGGAUAGGGUCUUGAUGUUUCCCGGAGAAAGGCAGUGACUGUCCGGAGAGAGGAUAACGGGGCAGGUCUAUACGAUGUUCCGGAUCCUUCUUCUGUCCCUGUGUGUGGCACUCUGCUGCGGGCGCCAUGACCACGAGGACUGGACCGAUCCCACAGACAUGUUCAACUACGAUGCAGCAACCGGCAAAAUGAUUAAACAGAAGCACAACACAGAGGAGAAGGUAGAUGGAGUUUGUGAGAAAGCAGGAGAGGAGUCCUGCCCGGGCAGUAGUGCGGUGAUGGUGAGGGACGUAGAAAAACCAAAACAAGUGACUGAAGAACACAAGGACAAGGAGGUCCUAAAAUUACCUGAGGGCUACAGUAACCCGGUUCUCAGACGCUUCCUGCGCAAGGUGCUGAAGGAGGCCGAGCGUUUUGGGCUUCCAGAAGACUCCAGUUCUGAAGUCUAUUACAACGCCGAGAUGGUUCUGACAAAGCAGAUGGUUGCAGAGAUUCAGAAGUUCAUCGAUGAUAAGGAUUGGAAUCUGGGGGCUCUGGAGGAAGCAUUGAUCAGGACACUAGUGCAGUUCAGAUAUCACAACGUGAAAGAAUGGUGGACGGGGAUGUUCGAGGACUAUAUUGGCAUCGAUCUUGGCACCACUUUUAAGAUUCUCCUGUGCAUUACGUGCAUUGUGACGGUCAUAGCGACAGAGUUGUGGUCGUGUGUUGGAUGGUUUACACAACUGAAGAGACUUUGUAUACUAAGCUUUUUUAUUAGCGUGGCAUGGAACUGGAUGUACUUGUACAAGGUGGCUUUUGCAGAACGGCAGGCUGAGCUGGCAAAGAAUCAGAAGUUCGAUGACAACUGCGGGGAAAAGAUAAGCUGGUCCGAAAGUCUGAUCGAUUGGUGGAGGGGAGUCGCCACUUUCCGGAAUGAUCCCUGUGAAGAAUAUUUUAAGGCUCUGAUGAUAAAUCCAGUGCUCAUGGUCCCUCCUACAAAGGCGUUGGCUCUUACCUUUACAGACUUUGUAACCGAACCCUUAAAACAUGUGGGGAAAGCGAUGGGAGAGUUUUUAAACGGCUUCCUGGCCGAGAUCCCUGCUCUCUAUCAGUUACUUGUGCUGAUUCUUUUAAUGGCUAUUAUUUUGGUUUCGUGUUAUGGAGCGAGCACAUCAGUUGGUCAAGUUCUUGCGCUCAGGAGCAAUAGAGAGCCUCAAAGGGAGAGACUGCCACCUGCAGAACCACCCCGAGAAAAACUGUUACCCGCAGAGCCAACCCGAGAGAGACUGCCACCCCCAGAGACUGCCUGGGAGAGACUUCCUCCCGCAGAGCCACGGAGACCACAUUAUGGAAAUGUUAUUGAAGCAUGGCAACCGCAGCCGUACUACAUAGAACCACCAUAUCGGCCAGUUUACACAUAUCCUCCAAAUCAGAGGCCUGAGAACCUACAAGCAAUUGAUGUUCCAUAUUGGCGUCCUCCAGGUCCUACAGAGAUGGACUUUGGUUUGAGACAUCAGGAUGGUGGAGGAGAAAGGAGGAAGGAAGACGUCACCAAGGAGAGGGAACAAAGCGGGAAACCUGCAGAACCUACAGAAGAGAGCUCUGAGAGAAAGCGAAGAAAAGAAGAGUCAAAGGAGAGACCCGACGGGACACCGCAAGGGGAGAAGGAGCCAAUAGUGGAAAGUUCCUUUAGUAAAGUACAAAAAAAAGAAGACCCUCCAGAGCCGAAAUCUACGGCAUAUCAGAGGAAAGUUGAGUCUAUAGAAGAAGUAAAUAAUAGUAAAACUGAGUCUGUACAUAGUAAAGAGAAAAUAGAAGAGGAGCCUGUAGACCAGAAAGGUGGUGAACAUCAAAGGGUAGAGGAACCUCCACAUGAAAGGUCUUCUGGUCCACAGCAAAGGAACGAGGCCUCGGUGGAAGAGAUCUCCUAUGGGGAACAGUCAUUGGAGGAAGGAGGAGCCCCAGAUGACAAAUCUUUAGAGCAAACAGAAAAGCUGUGUAUUUUCAUAGGGAGGAAUGAAGAAGUCACCAAUCAGAAACCUUCAAGGGAAGAAAGUGGGGAACCUGCAAAACCUACAGAAGAGACCUCUGAUAGAAAGCAAAGAAAAGAAGAGUCAAAGGAGAGACCCGACGGGACACCGCAAGGGGAGAAGGAGCCAAUAGUGGAAAGUUCCUUUACUGAAGUGCAAAAUAAAGAAGACCCUCCAGAGCCGAAAUCUACUGAAUAUCAGAGGAAAGCUGAGUCUAUAGAGGAAGUGAAUAUUAGUGCACAACAAAGUAAUACUGAGUCUCUACAAUGUAAAGAGCAAAUAGAAGAGAAGCCUGAACGUCAAAGUGUAGAGGAACCUCCACAUGAAAGGUCUUCUGGUCCACAGCAAAGGAACGAGGCCUCGGUGGAAGAGAUCUCCUAUGGGGAACAGUCAUUGGAGGAAGGAGGAGCCCCAGAUGACAAAUCCUUGGAGCAAACAGGGAGGAAUGAAGAAGUCACAAAGCAGAAACCUUCAAGGGAACAAAGUGGGGAACCUGCAAAACCUACAGAAGAGACCUCUGAUAAAAACCAAAGAAAAGAAGAGUCAAAGGAGAGACCCGACGGGACACCGCAAGGGGAGAAGGAGCCAAUAGUGGAAAGUUUCUUUACUGAAGUGCAAAAGAAAGAAGAUGCUGCAGAGCCGAAAUCUACGGAAUAUCAGGGGAAAGCUGAGUCUAUAGAGGAAAUAAGUAAUAGCUCACAGGAAAGUAAUACGGAAAUAGAAGAGGAGCCUGUAGACCAGAACGGUGGUGAACGCCAAAGGGUAGAGGAACCUCCACAUGAAAGGUCUUCUGGUCCACAGCAAAGGAACGAGAUCUCCUAUGGGGAACAGUCAUUGGAGGAAGGAGGAGCCCCAGAUGACAAAUCCUUGGAGCAAACAGGUGCCUCGAACAGGAAUCCUUCAGCGCGUAAGAUUAACAGAGAAGAAGCAAAAUGCUGGAUGUUUUCCUUGAAGAUAAGGGGCCCUCUUGACACCAGGCACCUGGAAAAGUCUUUGCCUCAAUGUGCGUGCAGAUGACACCUGCUUUCUGACAUUCCUGAGCCAACUCUGCACUGGCUGAAACCAUCCCAGAGAUGUCUCCUCUUUAGGAAUCGGUACUGGCACUUGUUGGACUUUCUUGGGUACCCUGAAACCUACUUUACAGCAAUAAAACGUCUCUCCUUGAAAUUCUUGACGAGCCGAUAAAUUAUUGAUUUUGAGGCAAUUUUAGAAGCAGCAAUGUCCUUGUCUGUAAAGCCAUUUUGAUGCAAAGCAAUAAUGACAGCAUGCAUUUCCUUGGAGGUUACCAUAACAGAAGAGGACACUGAUUUUAAGCACCAGUAGACAAAAUAGAGAAAUGCAUUGUCCUGGAUAACACUUUCUCCUGUGCUGAAGAGAAGAUCACUGAAAUUGUGUUUGCUGGUCAUUUUGUUGCAGGGCUGUGAUUAAAUUAAUAUUUAUGGCACGAAAUGACUAUUAUCUGAUCCCUCUUCAUAACCAUCUCAACUAUAUGCAAAUUGCCACUAUAGAAACUAAAGCUGAAAACUUUGUGAAAACUAAAAUUUGCGUAAAUUUUAGACAGCAGCUUACACCUAGAGCCAUCGUUGUCCUAUGUCUCAAUCCUGGUUUCACAAAGAUCUGCCAAAAUUACAUGGAUGGAUCUGAAGAUCUAAUGAAAAACAAAAGAAAUUUCAGAAAAAUGUACAUAUGAAAUGCACGUGCUUGCCACCUCCCAUUUACAGUAUCACCAAUGUUAACAAUUACACUAUUGCCUCCAGGUUUUCCACUGCUCCUUAUCACACCAGGAACAUACAUGACUGAGGUGGUUCCAAGUCCUAUACAGUAACCCCCCGACCUACGAUGGCCCCGACAUAUGAUAAAAUCGACAUACGAUGGCCUCUCAGAGGCCAUCGCAUGUCGAUGUCAGCAUCGACAUACGAUGCUUUUAUAUGUCAGGGCCAUCGCAUUAACUGCUAUCCGACAGCGCAAAAUGCUU